CAUGCUUUUGUUUCAGCUCCAGCGCUGAAGAUAGUAGCGCCUCAGUCAGCAACGCAAUAUGCAUCAGCUACUCGCCCUGCAGCUUCGUGCACGUAGUAAUCGUAGUCGUUAAUCGUCAUCUUCAAUACCUCGCAGCUGGCCUCGAAAACACCAUCCUUUCUAUACCGCCAGUCUUACUAGUCCGACGAGCACGAGUUCUGGUCUCCUAAACCUCGUCCUCUUUGCGUCUCGAGAAACGCGCUUCUACAAUGAGCGCAAAACACAACCUACACGUGGCGCACCACAUCCCACCUCACAUGUCCCCCGCCUGGGUCAUCGCCGCGUUGCACAACCACGAGACAGCCCUCACGCUCCAAGCCCUCACCUGCGGGCACGAGAAAGCGCCCAGCACUGCCCCCUCGACCCUCAAAGACACGUACUGGUACCCGCCCGACCAAUACCCCAUCACGACAUACCACGUCACCGAGUGCAUAACCUUGUUUCCCGGCAUUGGGCAGUAUGGGAAGAAGUACAUCACCUUCCCAAGUUGCUUCCAGGAUACGAGGCAGGGCAUAAAGACGCGCGCUGAUGCAGCGGCAGGCGUGAUAGUUAGGGCCGAAUUUAGAGUCGUCGCAAACGGCGAGGCGGGCAGCGAGGUCGAGGGCGAAGGCAUGGGCGUGGGCGAUGCGCAAUGGGUGCUCGUAGAAGACGUCGAAGUUAGCUGCGCAUGGUGGCUGAUGCCGUUUGUAAAGGGCAAGAUGGAGCAAGCCCACCGCGAUGUCUGCAGGAAGGUCAUCGAGAAAACGGACAAGCUGAGAAGCACGGGCUGGGUGGGCAGAGACCCUGUCGCAUUCGGAGAGCAUGGUGUUGUGAGCAGACAGGACAGCAAGGUCGAAGGCACUGAAGACGUAAACACAGGCUUUGCGCAGGAAACGAGGCAGCACUAUGCGAAGCCACAACCUGUCGUAUUUGGACAAACACAUCAGGAUAUUACAGGGCCCGUCGAGGCGGAUGCGAUAGAGUCGCAGCGGACGGACACGGUAGCAGGGCCAUUGCCGGACAAGAUCACAUACCGAUAAUAUCCGCUCGCAAUGCAAAGAAACUACAAACGUUGCUGCAGCUCCACUGAAGUGUAAUCAAGCCAUGGGUCUGAAUUUUGGCAUUAAACACAAAGUGGAGACAGGAAGCUCAAGGUAGUCGACGCAUUGCUGCAUCAG
This is a messenger RNA of Alternaria alternata, 1196 nucleotides long. RefSeq lists its product as hypothetical. The coding region runs from base 249 to 1058 and encodes 269 amino acids. The record is from RefSeq and is a predicted model, not a curated record. The transcript is spliced from 2 exons. Lineage: Eukaryota; Fungi; Ascomycota; Dothideomycetes; Pleosporales; Pleosporaceae.